CAAAAUCCAUUGCAGCACCCACUCUCAUUUCUCUGCUAUAUUAACCACCAGAAUCCAAAUAUGAAAAGCUUCAAUAAAACUUGAUAACUUCUCCUCCAUGACUACGGGCUCAAGCCAUGAUUCUCCCUUCCUCACCAUUCAAGUAGAAAGGAAUCCGUCUCCUUCGCGGUUAUCAGAGCUCAGGACGAAAUCAUGGCCAAAAUGGGGCUGCCCUCCAGGAAAAUACUAUCUGAAAUUUGAUGCAGAGGAAAUAUGUUAUUUUCUCAAGGGGAAAGUUAGAGCUGACAUAAAGGGGAUAUCAGAGGGUGUAGAGUUUGGAGCCGGAGAUCUUGUUGUCAUUCCUAAGGGGCUUAGUUGCACCUGGGAAGUCCUUGUAGCAGUUGAUAAAUACUAUAAGUUUCAGUGAUCUCCUUCUACUGAUGCCAGUAUGUUUCUGUGGUUUUAGAAAUGUUGUAAUAUUUGUUCAACUACAACAUGGUUGUAAGAUUUCAUCAUGAUUUUUCUGGCCUGGUAAUUAUGAAGUUGGCUUUGUUAAGGAAUUCCUGAAGAAUACCUCAUAAAGGUUAAAAUAGUAAGU
Phalaenopsis equestris is the source of this 577-nucleotide messenger RNA. RefSeq lists its product as uncharacterized. The transcript has 2 exons. The coding region runs from base 98 to 406 and encodes 102 amino acids. The record is from RefSeq and is a predicted model, not a curated record. NCBI's taxonomy places the organism in Eukaryota, Viridiplantae, Streptophyta, Magnoliopsida, Asparagales, Orchidaceae.